GAAGUUAGCAUGUUGCUCUAACAAAAUGGGGAUUUAUGACAAGAAGCUUAAUAGAGUUAAUUCUGAACCAAGUGAUACUGUCCAGUUGGAUUCUUGUCUUAAAAUCCCAAAGACGCACAAUCCUUUGGAGGGAGAUACACUUAAGCUCAAGCUAAGGAUGCAAAUACCCUUUGGUCUGUUGUCAUUUCUACCGCUGUAACGGGGUUCCAGGAGGAGGUGGCAGCAAGAAAGUUGUCAGUGUCACCAACUUAAGUGGCAAUUUUGCAUUAGUGAUGAGGUACUGUCAAAGAUGAAAAUGCCUUUUUGGUCUCCUCGGAUGCUGCUUCAGCUAAAGUAUCUUUUUUUUUGGAAGUUUCUCCAUGGGUAGAUCGGUUGCAUUCAAAUUUUGCUGGUCGGGAAUUACAAUCCUGUGACAAAUUUCGCUUAAGGCUUUAACUUUCAUAAGUGUGUAUAUUUAAGUCGUUCAAGAAACACUGUGGCUGACCUCCUUGGAGGGUAUACGCUGUUUUUGACGAAGAGGUGGAUAAUUCGAAUGGGCGUUUACUAAAGAGUUAUCCAGGAUAGCAACAUAGGCAGUUGGGUUUAUUUACCAAAUCUGGUAGACCAAAGGAGUCUGACAAAGAGCAAACCAAGUUCCGUAUCCAAAUUCCAGUCUUUAAACGCAGAUAUAAUAUAAAUGUGGAAGAAAAUACAAUUCAUAAUUCACCUGGUAGGCCUAAUUCUAAUUCUAAGGAAUGGAAGACGACACUGCAGCAGAUGGAAAACAAAAUUGUGAGAAAUCUGGAGGUUGUGAAGAGUACAUAAGGAAACAGUGGAGCUCGUUGUGAACCUUUGUGUACUUGGGUAUAAUGAUAGAUUCAAGCUAGGUGCAGAACACAUCUGAAGAGUCUGAAUAGGUUCAUCAGAUAGACGCAGGUGCAGUUGGCGAGAAGGGUAGCUCAGUAGAAACAUGGAAUCUGAAGUUGUUAACAGAUUUUUAUAAAUUUUGCUGAUACUGCGCUUCAAAACUUGGUUGCUGCAUAAAGAUGUGUCUGACUGAUGAUGAUACAUGGUUGUUAUUUGUUAAGGGAGUUAAGGCGGUUGGGCUUGCAAGUGGUGCCAGGCCCUUCUGGCUAUGUCGGGCCAGAGGGUCAGGCCUAGCUUUGCCAGACAACAUUUUUUUUCCCCUGCACAUAAACUUAAUAAUUUAAGAGAUAAUUUAAUGCAUGUGGUACAGCUUAUUAUGCACACUAACAGCAAGAGUUGAUUCUCCGCCCAGUGAACUUCAUGUUCCAAGUCAUGCAUUAAAUGCUACCUCCCUGUAAAUAGUAUGCAGUGUUGAAAUGGCUAGUUAAUUAGCAAGUAGUGUUGUUUGCAUCACUCACAAAUGUUAAUUAUCUCCACUGCAUGUUCUGUACUUACUAGAGCAUAUCAAGCACUGGCACUGGAAUAUCUUUUAAGUAUAAACUAAGCAAAAUUGAUUGCUUGUUCUACUCUCCUUAGUUGUUGUUGAUCACAUACAGCCACUACUAUGUAACUAAAACCAUAUGCCUAGUUAGUUUUCUUCAUUCACAUAAUCACAAUUAAUUAGACAUUCAUCAUCUUCUUCUUCUUCUAAAUCCCAUGGCUUCUUCUUCUUUGUCUGUUAUUCAGUUUCUUGUUGUUUUCUUCUUUGUUUCUCAAUUACCAUCCUCUUCUUCUCUACCUGAUGGUAUAGUCUUCAAACUCAAAAGAGAUACAUCAACUCUCCAGUAUAUGAUUAAAUUCAGCCAAGGAACUCCUAAAGCCGACGUAAAACUAGCUCUCGAUCUCGGCGGAAAAUUACCAUGGUUUGAUUGUCAUGAAGGCUAUAACUCGUCAUCAGCUCGACGAGUCAAGUGCAAGUCAUCCCUAUGCUCACUAGCCAACAGAGAAAAUACUACCAGUACAUGUAGCCAUAACAGUCACUGCAGCAUUCACAAACUUAACCCGGUAACUCAGUCUAUCAGCGAAGGUGAGCUCAUUUCAGAUCUUGUGACUACUAUAUCUAACCCUCAUAAUCCACUAAAGAAUAAAAAGAAACCUAGUGACCCUGAAAGUUAUGAUACACCUGUUAUUUCGCGCCGUCGCCUUACGUUCGGUUGUGCAACUACAAGUAAUUUCUUUGGUGGACUUGCUAAAGGUGCUAAAGGCGUGGCUGGUCUUGGACGUUCAUCUGCUCUUUCUCUGGUUUUCCAGUUUGCAAUCAGAUUCCGGUUCCCACGCACAUUUGCUGUGGACUUAUUAGAAUCAAAUGUUUAUUUCGGAGGCGGACCUUACGUUCAUCGCAACUUCUACUGGGAUCAUGAUAAAUCUAGAGUUCUAGAGUACACCCGGUUCUUGAUUAACCCAAUGUCCAUCGAAGAAUAUUUUGUUGAUCUAAAAUCGAUCAAGGUAUACGGCAAAACUGUACCAAUAGACAAAAAGUUGCUCUCCAUCAACAAGGGGACUGGAGUUGGAGGAACGAAAAUCGACAUUCAAACUCCUUUUACCACAUUGCAGACAUCAAUCUACAAGGCAUUUAUCAAAAUUCAUACCGAAUGGGCUAAAAGCAUGAAUAUCUCUAUGGUUACUCCGGUUGCGCCAUUUACUGCCUGUUACAACUCGUCGACAUUACCUCCAUUUAACGGAAAUCGUCAGACACCGGGUGUUACCUUCGUGUUUCCGAAGAAUGAAUGGGGAGUCGCAUGGCGGGAUCUGGUAGAAGUAAACGAAGCUACCAACUGUGUGGGAUUUGUUGAUGGUGGUUUAAAGCCAAUGACUUCAAUUGUUAUCGGUGCACGUCAGAUAGGUUUUGCAGAGUUCGAUAUUUCAAGAUCAAGAUUGGGAUUCUUGCAACCAAAUUUUAUGACAUAAACGGUAUUUGUAAUUGGUAAAAACUUUUUACCUAAUAUUUUUGUUUUCUUUGUAAUUUGUGUGCACAGAAUUAGUGGUAUUACUAUAUUAUUGAUGAGGAUUUGAUACCAAGUUCCGGCAUGAUCUCCUCCUUCUUUUCUGUUUUUCUUUCAAUAAAAUAUAUCUGCCUUGAAUAUAAU
Molecule: messenger RNA, 3032 nt
Organism: Papaver somniferum (opium poppy)
Lineage: Eukaryota; Viridiplantae; Streptophyta; Magnoliopsida; Ranunculales; Papaveraceae
Product: basic 7S globulin-like
Exons: 4
Coding region: 1603-2853 (416 amino acids)
Biological process (GO): proteolysis
Molecular function (GO): aspartic-type endopeptidase activity
Source: RefSeq, a predicted model, not a curated record